AUGGUGAAGGAGGGCAUUGUGCUGGGGCAUAAGGUAUGUCGGGACGGGUUGGAGGUUGACAAGGGAAAAAUAGAAGCAAUUGAAAAGCUCUCUCCCCCAACAAGUGUAAAAGCUGUAUGGAGUUUCUUGGGGCAUGCCAGAUUUUACAAACGUUUUGUCAAGGAUUUCUCAAAAAUAGCACGACCGUUGAGUGCGUCGUUGGAAGCCGAUAGGAAAUUUUACUUUGAUGAUAAUUGCUGCAACGCGUUCAUGAUUUUAAAGAACGCACUGACAACUGCACUCGUAUUGAUCACGCAAGAUUGGACACUUCCCUUUGAAGUAAUGUGCGAUGUGAGCGAGACAGAUCUCAUUGUAUUGGCUGUUCAACGUGGAGAGCAGCCUGAUGGUUUAUGA
Benincasa hispida (wax gourd) is the source of this 393-nucleotide messenger RNA. The record is from RefSeq and is a predicted model, not a curated record. Lineage: Eukaryota; Viridiplantae; Streptophyta; Magnoliopsida; Cucurbitales; Cucurbitaceae.